This is a messenger RNA of Astrephomene gubernaculifera, 3726 nucleotides long. The record is from the annotation of a GenBank genome assembly. Lineage: Eukaryota; Viridiplantae; Chlorophyta; Chlorophyceae; Chlamydomonadales; Astrephomenaceae.
CCGCCUCCGCCACCGCCAGCACACGGUUCAGGGCAACGGCGAUGGUAAGCGGGUGGCAGCAGCAGCCAGCGGUGGUGGUGGUGGUGGUUUCUAUUUGCGCGAUGAAGAGCUUGCGGCGUUGAUUGAGGCGGCUGCCGCACCUCCUCCAUCUUCUUCCGCAGUUGGCCCCGUGGAGGUUGAAAGCAGCACUAACGGCUGCAGCGGCAGUGGAAGCGGUAACGGCAGCAGCAGACCCAUGGGUCAGACAGUUAACGAGACGGCGGUGAUGAUGACAACCGGCGCUGGUGGCGGUGGCGGAGGAGGCAGCGGAGGAGGCAGCAGCCUUCUGCGUAAACACAUGCACGCUUCCCUGAUGUCGACUCUCACCUCCACAAUCAGCUAUUCCGGCGGCGGUAGCGGCGGCGGCCCAGAGGCCCCAGCGUGCGGCCAACGACCGCCGUCGCAGUCGGUCUGGCAAGUCGGGAACCAUGCCAGUGGUGGUGGUGGUACUACUGCCGGCGGUGGCGGCGGCGGUGGCGGCGGCGAGAAAGGAGGUAGCCUAGCGGAUGGCGAGGAGGGCGCUGUUUCGAAGGGCGCCCUGGUAUCAGUUGUCGACCUGCAGAGGACCUUGUUGGAGGAGCGACGGAGCCUGGGGUUGCCUCAGAUGCUGCAGGCGUUACGUCGCCACUGCCCGCAGCUCACUCGCAGCUCGGCGGCCGAGCGACUGCUGCAGCCGCCGCCCACUCGCCGGCUGCAGGAGCCGCCCCUUUACCGCGCUCCUCCGUCGCUACCACCACCCCAGCACCAGCAGCCACAACAGCACCAGCAGCCACAACAGGGCUGGCUGCAGCAGCACCCGCAGCAGCACCCGCAGCAGCAGCAGCCGCUGGCACCAGCAUGGCCCGGUGAGGGGCAACCACCCAUGAGAUCCCAUGCAGGGCUGGAACCGCAACAGGGCUGGAACCGCAAUGCAGCUGCCGGUAACCAGGUCUACUGGGGUAACGGCGGAGGCGAAGGAAGCGGCGGAGAUGCCGACGCCCUGGCGGCUGCGGAGUUGGCUGCGGCAGCAGCGCCGUACGGUCCAGUGGAGCGUGCGGGACGCCUCAUGCGGCCGUUGUAUGCCCACCAACCGUCGCCAACGACCUCAUUAAGGGCUACUAACGGUUACGGCGAUCCACCGUACGGGAAUGGCGGCGGGAGUUGGUACGGCGGAUACGGCGGAGUCCCUGAGGGAAGCUUGUACGACGGUCGAGGCUAUCAUGACGCUGGAGUGCCGUACCAACCGCAGCCCCAGACCCAGCCGCAGGCCUAUCAACAGCCUCCUCCUUACCAACCGCCGCCGCCGGAUCCGCAUCACGUGUCGUACACACCACACCCCCACUAUCAACCGCCGCCGCCGUACCAACCGCAAGACUACCCGUGGCAACAGCAGCAGCAGCACCCGCGUUGGGAUGGGCUGGGUGCGGGGCUCCACUCAACCCAGUACGGCACCAGGGCACCGAUCACAACCGACAACGGUAACCGAAAUGUAGCCGCCAGGCUUCGUUCGGCGCUCCAUCCGGGUAGCAUGACGCGGGAAGAGCCCGCAGCCACUACAGCUACAGCAGCUGCUGCUGGUGCAGCGGCAGUAGCAGUGGCAGGGGCAGAGGAAUGCGAAGGAGCGGCUGAGGCAGAGAAUGAUACCGCUGUUCCUGCUGUUGUUGUUGCUGCUGCAGCCGACGAUCUGUUUAUUAGUAAUAGGGAUGUAGCUCAACAGGUACGGCAGCGGUUGCGGGAAUCUCGGCCAAAGAGCACUGGGGAGCAGGUCGCACCAGGGGAACCUGCAGUAGCAGCAACCCCACCAGCUGCUGCUGCCUCCGCUGCUGCCUCCGCUGAUGCGGCUGGGGAGGAGGAGGACGGCGGAGAAGAGCGGGGGAAGCAAGAGGCGGGUAACAGGGACGUGGCAGGACGGGUACGACAGAGCUUGAAGAAAGCCAAGCUAAAACCUUCCACGCAAGCCGGUGAAAUGGUGGACUGUACGGCAGCAGCUGCUACAGCCUCUACUGCGGCACCAGGAGCAGGGGCAGCGGCAGAGGCCUCUGCGCCCGAGCCCUCGCCCCCAUCCUGCCCAUCCACCCUUCCCACUGCUGCUCUUGGAACUGGUGUUGAGCCGGGCAACGGAAGUCCUCCACAACUGCCGGCGGCGGCCGCCGCCGCUGUUGAUACCUACCUUGCCGAACUACAACAGUACGACAGCGCCGCCGCCGCCGUUGCCGUUGCCACAGCUGGCAAUGCAGCGAAUGCAAGGCCCAACGGAGGCAGCAACGAACUCGAACCGCCGCCGCCAGCGUGCCUUCGUCCCGUACGAACAUCUCCCGACUCUUCUUCUCCUGUCGUACCACCCUCUUCACCCUCAUCUCCCUUGGCCUCGGCCUCUCCCCAAACCGCUCCACAACCUGUUCCCUCGUGUCCCGCGGGAGAUGUGUCGCUCCUCUUUCUCGGCACUGGCAGCGCCGAGCCGUCAAAGUACCGCGGGGCGAGUGCGGUGCUGGUGCGGGGCGUGGGUCCGACCCGCGGGUCGCUGCUCAUUGACGCGGGGGAGGGCACCUUUGGGGCCAUGGUGCGCUGGCUGGGGCCGCAAGCAGCGGCGGCGGAGGCCGCCUCCCUCUCCCUGGUCUGGCUCUCCCACAAGCACCCGGACCACAUCCUGGGGCUGCCGGCGCUGCUGGAGGCACGAGCCAGGCACCAGCAGCAGCAGCAGGCCGCAGCGGGCAGGAUGCGGACAACAGCAGCGGCAGGAGGGGCGGCGGCUGGCAGAGAUGGCGAUGUGCAUGUGCAUUCGCCGCAGCCGCAGCAGCCACCACCGCUGCUGGUGGUGGGGCCGCAGGAGGUGGCUGACUGGCUGGCCCGGGUGGCCCCCUUGCACCCCACCUGGCGCUUCACCUUCCUACACUGCGCGGAGUUUGUGGGUCGGGGCGGCGGCAGUGGGGGAAGCAGCAGCAGCGGUGCAUAUGUGCAAGCGGCACCCCAACCAACAGCUGCUGUUGCGGCGACAAAUGCAACCACGGCGGCGGUGGCAGCGGCGUCGACCCCCGCCGUUCCGAGCUGUGCUUGCUGUCCUCCCCUGCUACUUGGCGGCAACACGUCUCAGUGGCCGCAACCGGCAGCAGCAGCAACCCAGCAGUCUCCCUCCUCCUGGCCUCCUGCCGAUCGCCCCGGGCCACCGCCUGCCCCCUCGCAGCGCCCGCAUCAGCCCAGUGCCUCCGCACGGCUGAGGUACCACCAACAGCGGAAGGCACUCAUGCGGGCAGCUGCAGCGGUUCCUCCUCCUGCCUCUCCUCAUGCGCAGCAGCAGCAGCAGCAGCCCUGGCCUUGCUGGCAAGAUCAGCAGCAAUCGCAGCAGCAACAACCGCGCUACCAGCAACGUCAGCCACCACGACCGCAACACCCCUCGAACACCCGGGCAGCCGCACCAGCAGCAGCAGCAGACCGUGCAGCCGCCGCUGCGGUGUGCGGUUCGUUGGGGUUGGUUGGUUGGCAGUCGGUGGGUGUGCACCACUGCCGGGAUGCGUGGGGGCUGGUGCUGGAGCAUGAGGCGGGGUGGAAGCUGGUGUAUUCGGGCGACACGCGCCCCUGCCCCGCGCUCAUCUCCGCGGGCCGCGGCGCCACCCUGCUGGUGCAUGAGGCCACCUUCGAGCCCUGCCUGCUGCCCCAGGCGCGCAGCAAGCGGCACUCCACAUCCGCGGAGGCGGCGGAGGUGGCGGCGAC